Canis lupus familiaris (dog) is the source of this 2728-nucleotide messenger RNA. It is a transcript of the gene CDR2, whose product is annotated as cerebellar degeneration related protein 2. Lineage: Eukaryota; Metazoa; Chordata; Mammalia; Carnivora; Canidae. The transcript has 6 exons. Bases 98 to 1657 code for a protein of 519 amino acids. The record is from RefSeq and is a predicted model, not a curated record.
UCUGGCUGAGGGCGGAGGAGCCGGUGGAGCGCCCGGGGCAGCGGCUGAGGCGGGACGGCGGCGGCGGGGGCCGCUGCCCCCGGAAGAGCCGGCCGAGAUGCUGGCGGAAAACCUAGUGGAGGAGUUUGAGAUGAAGGAGGACGAGCCGUGGUACGACCACCAGGACCUCCAGCAAGAUCUCCAACUUGCUGCUGAACUUGGGAAGACAUUACUGGAUCGGAACACAGAGUUAGAAGAUUCUCUUCAGCAGAUGUACACAACCAAUCAGGAGCAGUUACAGGAAAUUGAGGUCCUCUCCACCCUCCCAGUCUGUGGUUGCACUUUUUGCAGUUUCAGUUACGUGGUCAGCCCCCAUCCAGAAACAGACAAUUCUCCUUCCGUUGUAUGGUCAGAAGGUGCCUUGGAGCUUCACACUGUGUCACAAUGCCUGCGUCACUCACCUGGCUUAUCUCAUCACGUGGGUGUUUUAUCAGCUCAUGUCAUCAGAAGAAGUUAUCUGACCAAGCAGGUGGAGCUUCUACGGCAGAUGAAUGAACAGCAUGCAAAGGUUUAUGAGCAAUUAGAUGUCACAGCAAGGGAACUGGAAGAAACAAAUCAAAAGCUAGUUGCUGACAGCAAGGCCUCACAGCAAAAGAUUGUGAGUCUGACUGAAACAAUCGAAUGUCUACAAACCAACAUUGAUCACCUCCAGAGCCAGGUGGAGGAGUUGAAGUCAUCUGGCCAAAGAAGGAGGAGCCAGGGAAAAUGUGACCAGGAGAAACCGGCACCCAGCUUCUCAUGUCUGAAGGAACUGUACGAUCUCCGCCAACACUUUGUGUAUGAUCAUGUGUUUGCUGAGAAGAUCACUUCCUUGCAAAGUCAGCAAAGCCCUGAUGAAGAAGAAAAUGAGCAUUUGAAGAAAACAGUGACGAUGUUACAGGCCCAGCUAAGCCUGGAGCGGCAAAAGCGGGUGACCAUGGAGGAGGAAUAUGGGCUUGUGCUCAAGGAGAACAGUGAGCUGGAACAGCAGCUGGGAGCCACUGACGCCUACCGAGCGCGGGCGCUGGAAUUGGAGGCUGAGGUGGCAGAGAUGCGGCAGAUGCUGCAGUCAGAGCAUCCUUUUGUGAAUGGGGUUGAGAAGCUGGUGCCAGACUCUCUAUUCAUACCUUUCAAAGAACACAGCCAGAGCCUGCUGGAGGAGAUGUUCCUGCCUGUGUCGGAAGCACACAGAAAGCCUCUCAAGCGCAGCAGCAGUGAGACAGUGCUAAGCAGCUUGGCAGGGGGGGACAUCGUGAGGGGUCAUGAGGAGACCUGCAUUCGGAGGGCCAAGGCUGUGAAGCAGAGAGGCAUCUCCCUUCUGCACGAAGUGGACACUCAGUAUAGCGCCCUGAAGGUAAAGUAUGAGGAGCUGCUGAGGAAGUGCCAGCAGGAAGAGGACUCCCUGUCCCAUAAGGCCGUGCAGACCUCCAGGGCACUGGCCAAAGAGACCCAGCCUGAGCUUGACACCAGCAGUUGGGAGCCAGCUUCUGCUACCCCAGAGCCUGUCAGUUCCCCCACCACCACCACACCUCCAGAAUAUAAAGCGCUUUUUAAGGAGAUCUUUAGUUGCAUCAAGAAAACUAAGCAAGAAAUAGAUGAACAGAGAACAAAAUACCGAUCUCUUUCCUCUCAUUCCUAAUUCAACCUCCAGCUCUACUACUAAUUUGCCUAUUUCUUUUCACCUCUCUCUCCAACUCCGACAAGUGUUUGUAAACCCCGCAGCCUAAUAUUACUCAUGAUGUUUGCCUCGUAGCUUUGCUUAUUUAGCAGCUGCGAACAGCAGCAGGGAAAGAAGGUGGCUGCUGGUGUCUGUUCUAUAAUCCAGAUCUGUUUAAACUCCUCAGGAAAUCCCAUGACAACUGGCCUCUGGCUGGCGCGCUGAUUAGGUUGUGAUUCCUUGAAAAGCCCCAGAACCAGUGGAGGGAUAGAUCCAUGCUCCUAGGGAAGUAGGCCUGGAGUUACUAUAGUGUAUAGUAUAUAGAGGUUGUAUAGUGUAGAGGAGCAAAAGGGCAGAGUUGAAACAAAAUUAAGGCAACUUUUGCUCCUCCUUCUCAAAACCAUAGAAGUCAGAUGGCUGCCAAACUGAAGUAGCUUUCACAAACACUGUUGGAUACUGUGAAUUCAUUAAGAAAGAAUGUCCAGGAGAAAGCAGGGGUCUAAUCCAGAAUAAAUGGCAUUGACAAAUACUCCAGGCCUUGUGUUUUGUUCCAUCCACUAGUAGUUGAGCUGUGACUGACAAGUCAUAAUGUGUCUAAGUCCAACCAAUGCCGAACUGAAAAGGCAAGCUCCGGUUUGACCACAGUUAGCUUGUUAGCAGAGGCCCUAGAGGGCCUUCCCCACCCCAAACCCCCCACCUCCAGAUGGUUUUCCUCAAAGCUGUAGUGGUUAGCAGAGGCAGAUGUGUAAAUCUUUCAUCCCUAAAGUCAAAAUAAAGCAGCAAGAUCCAAGCCCUCACUCCUACCGUGUUGUCCGAGCUGGCUCAGCUGACAGCCGCAAGCUACCCUUGUUCAGUUCCUGUCGUUCCUGGAAAUGUUUGUGACUUGUGCAGAAUUCGUGUCUGCUACCUUAAUUACUAAACAGUAUUAUUCUGUGGGAAUCUACUCAUCCUCUCACUUGCAUACUUUUAAUUUAAAACUAUUUAAGAGAAUUGAAAUUCCAGUUAUUGUAUAUAUUUUUCUAAAAACCAAAUAAAACUACCUAUGAAAAUGAA